CUUAAACAUAAGCGUAUUCAUACAGGGAAGAAACAAUUUUGCUGCAAUAUCUGUGGGAAAUCAUUCUCUGUACGUAGUAGCUUAACAUCUCACCGACGAAUUCAUACGGGAGAGAAGCCAUAUGGAUGUGAUAUCUGUGGUAAAUCAUUCCCUCAGAAUGGACACCUAACUACACACAAACGUACUCAUACAGGAGAGAAACCAUAUCAUUGUGAUAUCUGUGGUAAAUCACUUUCUGGCAAUACUGCAUUUACAUCUCAUCAACGUAUACAUACAGGAGAGAAGCCAUAUCACUGUGGUAUUUGUGGUAAAUCUUUCUCUCGAAGUGAAUAUUUCAGAUCUCACAAGCGAAUUCAUACCGGAGAGAAACCAUAUUGCUGUAAUAUCUGUGGUAAAUCAUUCUCUGGAAGUGGUGACUUAACUAAGCAUAAACGAAUACAUACCGGAGAGAAACCGUAUCACUGUGAUAUCUGUGGUAAAUCAUUCUCUGUGAAAGGAAGCCUAACUACACACAAACGUAUUCAUACAGGAGAGAAGCCACAUCAUUGUGGCAUUUGUGGUAAAUCUUUCAGCAGAAAUACUUCCUUAACUUCUCACAAAGUGAUUCAUAAAGGAGAGAAGCCAUAUCAGUGUGAUAUCUGUAAUAAAUCAUUCUCCCACAUUGUUAACUUGACUGUACACAAGCGUAUCCAUACAGGAGAGAAGCCGUAUCGGUGUGAUAUCUGUGGUAGAGCAUUCACUGUAAGCUGUAGUUUACAAACACACAAACGUAUUCAUACAGGAGAGAAACCUUAUCACUGUGAUGUCUGUGGUAAAUCAUUCCCUCAGAGUAAUGGCUUAAAAGUACAUAAGGGUAUUCAUACAGGAGAGAAGCCCUAUUACUGUGAUAUCUGUGGCAAAUCAUUCUGUAAAAAUAACUACUUAAAAGUACAUAAGCGUAUUCACACAGGAGAGAGGCCAUACAGUUGUGAUAUCUGUGGUAAAUCAUUUUCUCAAAAAAUUCAUGUAACUAGUCACAAACGUAGUCAUACAGGAGAGAAGCCAUAUUGCUGUAAUAUCUGUGGUAAAUCAUUCUCUGUAAGUACUGAGUUAACUGCACACAAACGUAUUCAUACAGGAGAGAAGCCAUACCAGUGUGAUAUCUGCAAUAAAUCUUUCUCUCGGAAUGACAGUUUAACUACUCACAAACGUAUUCAUACAGGAGAAAAGCCAUUUCAGUGUGAUAUUUGUAAGAAAUCAUUCUCUGCCAGUAGUAGUUUAAUAACACACAAGUAUAUUCAUACAGGAGAGAAGCCAUAUCAGUGUGAUAUUUGUGAGAAGUCAUUCUCUCAAAGUAGUAAUUUAAUGACGCACAAGCGUAGUCACACAGGUGAGAAGCCAUAUCAAUGCAAUAUCUGCAGUAAAUCAUUCUCUGUAAAUUCUAGCUUAACAUCACAUAAACGUGUACAUACAGGAGAGAAGCCAUAUAAAUGUGAUAGUUGUAACAAAUCAUUUUCUCAACUUUGUGAUUUCACAGUACACAAACGUAUUCAUACAGGAGAGAAACCAUAUCACUGUAAUAUCUGUGGUAAAUCAUUCUUUAGAAGUAGUGCAUUAACCUCACAUAAACGUAUUCAUACAGGAGAGAAACCAUAUAAAUGCGAUAUUUGUAGCAAAUCAUUUUCUCAACAUAAUAAUUUAAGAGUACACAAACGUGUUCAUACAGGAUAGAAACCACACCACUGAUACUUGUGGUAAAUCAUUCUCCCAGCGUCAUGACUUAAGGGGUCGUAUAUGUAUCCAGAUAAAAGUGUAACUAUCAAUGUGGAACUUCUUAACAACAGCAAACAUUGAAGUUCCUCCCCAAGUGAGGAGGGCUUAUCUAUGUGAACUUUACCCGUGACAACAACCAAGCCACUCAUCAUUGGCUCUCUUUCUGAAGUAGUCUUUCACAGCUGUUUGAACUUUUAAUGAUGCCAACCUUCUUUAUUU
Octopus bimaculoides (California two-spot octopus) is the source of this 1971-nucleotide messenger RNA. RefSeq lists its product as uncharacterized. Gene Ontology annotation, molecular function: DNA-binding transcription factor activity, RNA polymerase II-specific; RNA polymerase II cis-regulatory region sequence-specific DNA binding. The record is from RefSeq and is a predicted model, not a curated record. Gene Ontology annotation, biological process: regulation of transcription by RNA polymerase II. Lineage: Eukaryota; Metazoa; Mollusca; Cephalopoda; Octopoda; Octopodidae.